Malassezia vespertilionis is the source of this 2511-nucleotide messenger RNA. RefSeq names its product ATP-binding mismatch repair protein (gene PMS1). The record is from RefSeq and is a predicted model, not a curated record. Lineage: Eukaryota; Fungi; Basidiomycota; Malasseziomycetes; Malasseziales; Malasseziaceae. The transcript has a single exon. Gene Ontology annotation, biological process: mismatch repair. Gene Ontology annotation, cellular component: MutLalpha complex. Gene Ontology annotation, molecular function: mismatched DNA binding; ATP binding; ATP hydrolysis activity. Bases 1 to 2511 code for a protein of 836 amino acids.
AUGCCGAUCGUGCCACUCGCUCGGAGCGAUGUACUGCGGAUUGCGGGUGCACAAGUAGUCCCUGAUAUGCGUGCGGCAGUAAAAGAGCUAGUAGAAAAUGCACUGGACGCUGGCGCGACGAGCAUCGAGGUGCGCUUCAAAGAAUACGGACUGGAAGGGAUCGAGGUGGUGGACAAUGGCAGUGGAAUUGCGCGUACAGACUAUGUAUCUCUCGCGCGCAAGCACCAUACAUCCAAGAUCGCGUCAUUCGAGGACCUCGGCAGUGUCGCCACGUUUGGUUUCCGCGGCGAGGCGCUCGCUUCCUUGUGCUCUGUAAGCAGCGUCUCUGUGCUCACUGCGACGGACCAAGACGCGCCGAUGGGCACCGUGCUAGACUUUAACGAAAAUGGGGAGCUGGUGGGCAGUGAGAAGCGUAUGGCGCGGCAGCGCGGAACGACGGUGAGCGUGUCUGACUUGCUGACGCGGCUGCCGGUGCGGCGUCGCGAGUUGGAAAAAAACAUCAAGCGCGAGUACAACAAGACGUAUGCGAUGCUCCAGACCUAUGCACUCGUGUCGAAAGGAGUGCGCUGGGCAUCGUAUGUGACGCUGCAGAGUGGAAAACGCGUAUCGCAGCUGAAUCUGCGCUCGGCCUCCUUGCAGGCAAACAUCGCGGCGCUGUUUGGGCCGCGCGCGACGGCCCACAUGAUGCCCAUGGCCCUGGACGUGGACCUGGCUGGGCAGCGUGUCCAUAUCAAAGGCUUCAUUUCCAAGCCGACCAUUGGGUCGGGGCGCAGCAGUGGGGACCGGCAGUACUUCUACAUCAAUGGACGCCCAUGGGACACCGGCAGAAUGGCACAGAUAUGCAACCAAGUGUACAGGAUGUACAAUGCGACGCAGUAUCCGUGUGUUAUUGCAGAUGUUGUGCUCGAUACACAUGCAUACGACGUGAAUGUGAGCCCAGAUAAGCGGACAAUCUAUUUGCACGACCAAAGCGCGCUGCUGGAAGCGAUGCGGGAGGCUUUGGACGAGAUGUACGCACCGACACGGGGCGUCUUGGAAGUGCAUGGGCCAUUUAGAGGGGGCGAUGCAGGCGAGGACACGCGCAAACGUACCGCGUCGCCCGUACACGCAGCGCGCAAAUCGGCGCGAAUGGAGGAACGGGCGUCCUCCGAAGCGUCCGUGCCUGCGGACACGGAGGCGGCGGACGCGCCGCCGGCCGCUGAAGCUUCGACGAUGCGUACCGAAUUCCAGCGUGCGGUGGAUACGUAUGUUGCGCUGCAGGAUGCACAGGAGAAGGAGAUGGGCAAGGAAACAGAAGUACCCUGCACCGCGCAUGACGCACAGAACGCAGCGCAAGCGUCGCACAUGGAUACGCAAGCGUCGCGUGUGGACAUGGAGAAUGAGCGCGUAUCCGAGCGUCGGCAGCCUAUGCAGCAGCAUGAAGCGCACCGAACGCGGGACUCGUCUAUGUCGCCCUCUAGCACGGAGGCAUCGGAGCUUGAGUACGAGGAAAGGGUAUGCAUUGCGAAGCGCGAAAAUACACGUCCAAGUCACACUGCGCCUCCUAUGGAUAUUACGUAUGCGGAGUCGGAGAUGGAAUUGGAGGGAACACCGGCCGCAGACCUCAUUUCGAACUGCAGCGGCCAUGAAGCCAACUUUAUUUCCGAUCGCAGCUCUCCCCCCAUCACAGACCACGCAGCCUCCAUUCGGCCACCACAACAUACCCUCACACUCGACAUGCACGACCUUGCCCUGCGUAUUCAAGCACGCACCCGCACCUCGUCCCUUCACCCCACACUACCCUCCACAGCCCUCGACCACGCCGGCUUUUCGGAGCGCGACAUGGACACUGCAGCCCACGCGCUCGAACGUGUGAUCCAAAAAAAGGAUUUUGGCGCGAUGCAGAUCGUCGGGCAGUUCAACCUUGGUUUUAUUAUUGCACGCAGACUCCAGCACACUGCAUCCACCGCGAUGGAUGAUUUGUUCAUCAUCGACCAGCACGCCGCCGACGAGAAAUACAACUACGAGCGACUCCAAGCCAGCACGCAGAUCCAGAGCCAGCCCCUGCUGCUUCCUCAGCUCCUCGAGCUGGCGCCCACAGACGAGCUUAUUGCCGCAGAGUACGAGGCAUGGCUGCAGCGCAAUGGAUUCGCCGUGCGCAUUGACCAGGACGCACCGCCCGGCGCACGCGUCCAUCUGCUCACGAAACCGAUCAGCAAAGACAUUGUAUUUGACGUGCACGAUUUUGAGGAGCUCAUUGCAAAGCUGCGCGACUCGCCACGCCAUGCGCGGUGCUCGAAAGUGCGCGACAUGUUUGCUUCGCGCGCGUGCCGCAAGAGCAUCAUGGUCGGUUCGGCGUUGGAUGCCAGGCAAAUGCGCUUGGUCGUGCACCACAUGGGCGAGAUCGAGCAGCCUUGGAACUGCCCCCAUGGGCGCCCGACGAUACGGCAUCUUGUGAGCCUAUCCCACGCUCCGCACAUUGCGUCCUAUACCCAGCGUCCCGUAGCAUGGCACGCCGUAGACGCGCGCUGA